AGCAGCUUCGUUGCGUUCGAAAUCGCCUGUUUCUACUUCCUACUAAUCUCGCACCGUGAGAGACAGUGUGAUUACAAUAAUCAGUAAGCCAUGACUGCAUCGCGCAUGGCAAAAAUUCUUUGUUGUCGCUCUGUUUCAAAAGCCUUGAGUUCUCUCGACAGAAAGUUCGUAUGGUGACCGUCUACCUCGAACUAUUGGCUAGUGAAAAUUAUAUUCUAUACUGUUUCUCUUCAAAUUCCUCAUUUUGUAUUACGAAGUAUCUAAAACCCACCGUAAUCAUCAAAGGUUCAUUGACACGGUAUUAUUUUUAGCCGAAAUAAUUUUGAAAAUAUCUAUCUGGUCCCACGCUGAUAAUUUGGACUGAUGGUUCUCAUCAAACCAGUGUUGCCUUGUGACGACGAUGGUGGUGAGAUGUGUACUGAAGACAUAAUGGUAGUCAACGCUGAGAGUCUAGAACGAGAAGAAAUUCGCAAUAAAGUUUUCAAGAAGAAAUAUUACUGCAAGAAUAACAAAAGAAAGAAACAGCCUCCAUUUCCUGGCUCUGAUGUAUUUCGCUUCAGCGACUAUGAUUGCAUUGGCUUCGACUUGGACAACACGAUUUGUCGCUACAAAGUUGGUGAGAUUAUGAGGUUGGAGUACAGACUUAUAGCUGAGUACCUAGUCGAGAGGUAUGGCUAUGAUCAAUCAUUGUUACUGGGAGUCGAUGAUGACAUGGAUUUCUUACAGAAAGGCCUCAUCAUGGAUACCAAACGCGGCAAUUUUCUGAAGUGCACAGACCAAGGAGUUAUUCUAAGAGCUACACACGGUACGCAACCCAUGACAAGGGCUGCCAUCUAUGAGACUUAUGGCAAAGACAAGAUCUGGGAGCCGGUUCUUGAAUUCAAAGACAGCUUGUAUGACAACUCUCCCGGCUGUGCACGAAUUCUGCGGUCCUUCAAAGAUUACUUUGACAUGCCAGCUGCCAUUGCGUGUGCCAGAGCUAUUGAUAUAGAAGACAGGUCACCCAACGGACCCCCCGCGGAAUACGAUGUGUGGCCGGAUGUCCACGUAGCUCUAUGCAACAUGUACAGAAGGGAAUACUUUCAAACUGAUCAAGGUGGAUUUUUCCCUGAAAUAAAACAAAACCCGGGAAAAUACAUUUAUGAAGCGUCCGACAGGCUGAAAAAGUGGCUAAUGAGCCUCAAGGAACAUGCAUACACUUUCUUGAUAUCAGGAUCCAGCAUAGACUAUGCGUCUCACACGGCAGAAUUUGUGCUAGGGGAGGAUUGGAGAGAUUACUUCGACACGGUCGUGUGCACUGCCAAGAAGCCUCACUUUUUCAACACCAAAAAGCCAUUCUUUAGUUUGAAUGGACACUUGGACGGGGAAGAAGUUCCAUUUGAGAACUUGCGUUUGGAUGGCACGUAUUCGGGUGGCAAUUGGUCAGAUCUGCUUGAGUUGGUUCGACGUGACUCUGGCUUGGAGAACCCACAUUGUCUCUACGUUGGCGAUCAUCUCUGCCAGGACGUGAUGACUCCACCUUCGGUCAAAAUCGAUACUGUGGCAAUCGUAGAAGAGCUCGCAGCUGAAGGAAUGUGUGGAGAUCCUCUGGAACACGACGCCGGAGGUGAUCUCAUGAGCAUGUUUUGGGGUUCCUUUUUCACGACGGAUGGCAACAACAAGGUUAUGGGCAUCGAUAGAAUCAACACGAUGUACGGCAGCGUGCCUGUGAGAGCUGCAAGACUGGCCAUCCCUUGUUUGGAAGUGGUGGCCAGGAACAACAUCAAGCAUCAGUACGAAGCUUUCUCCCCAACCUCUACAGGAUUCUAUCCUGGAGAUCCUGUGAUACUACAUUUUUAGCGCAGUAGUUCUAAUCGUUCAAGUCCUUUAUUUCUUAAGGCUCUUUUAUAGUUCUCAGGAUUUCCCCUACGUUUACGGAUUAGGUUGUAUCGCUAGUAUUGUGUUGCUUACGAUGAUAAUUGUUUUGACUGUUGUGUUGAAGUCACACGAUGACUUUUAUUAAACUUACUUUGCUAUUGGUGCACAGCCUUGGGUCCUUGCCAAUAUUUUGCUCAAAACUUUGGCGUGCGUUACUUCUCGAACGCUCGGGUACGCACUUCUGUGACCACCACAGCUUCAGAAUACCGACUACCUUUCUUUUCGGCCGUUAGUAUAGAAACCAUUCACUAAAAUGAGCAUUAAAAUUCACUUAUCGUCGUUCGGCUUAAAAAUAUUAAUUUUAAUGCUCAAGGACUCGCUGUACCGAUACAUUUUUGUUUCCUUGGUGCAUUCGAUAGUUGAAUAUCGGUAGGAUUAUCUGGCAAGUUUGGGGUAUGAAUAAUAAAUGAUGGUGUAUCAUGCAGGUUUGGUCUAGAUAUUUUGGAAAUGAAUUUCUGAACUGUUCUCUCUUCUGUGGCCUUGCAUGAAUUUCGCAUCGUUACAUUUCAAAAUAUACCGUUUAUUCAAACAAUAUUUCUUAGUCGUGUACUUGGUGCGUAAUUAACAUCGUUCAUUUCGUUAUCUCAAUUACGAUGAAUCAUCGGAUUGCUCUAUGUUCAGAAACGUCUUUCUUAUGCAACUUUUCUUUUUACCAAUCAGCUAAAUGGUGACUUGUGCUUCCGUAUUAAAAAAAUAGUUUACAACAUACUUAAAUGGCGUCUCUGCCGUUCACCUGCAGCUAUAAUUGCAAUUCAAAACCGAGGACCAAACUUUAAAUCAUUUCAUUUCAUAUACACAUAUGCCUUUGCGUUGUUAAACAAUGAUAUUAUAUCAACGAAUAAUUUAUUGUUUCUUGAAAAAUAAAUUUAUUGU
This is a messenger RNA of Hyalella azteca, 2790 nucleotides long. RefSeq names its product 5'-nucleotidase domain-containing protein 1-like (gene Nt5a). The transcript has a single exon. The record is from RefSeq and is a predicted model, not a curated record. NCBI's taxonomy places the organism in Eukaryota, Metazoa, Arthropoda, Malacostraca, Amphipoda, Hyalellidae. Bases 364 to 1839 code for a protein of 491 amino acids. Gene Ontology annotation, molecular function: 5'-nucleotidase activity.